Molecule: messenger RNA, 1449 nt
Organism: Ostreococcus lucimarinus CCE9901
Lineage: Eukaryota; Viridiplantae; Chlorophyta; Mamiellophyceae; Mamiellales; Bathycoccaceae
Exons: 1
Cellular component (GO): membrane
Molecular function (GO): galactonolactone dehydrogenase activity; FAD binding; D-arabinono-1,4-lactone oxidase activity
Source: RefSeq, a predicted model, not a curated record
ACGGUGGAGAACUGGAGCGGGACGAAGCGGGUGGAGUGCGAAAAGGUGCUGACGCCGGAGAGCGCGGAGGCGCUCGAGCGCGCGGUGCGAAGCGGGAAGCAUCGGAAGCUGCGCCCGUGCGGAAGCGCGCUGAGCCCGAAUGGGGUGGCGUUUGAGGAGCGCGGGAUGCUGUCGAUGGCGCUCCUGGACGAGGUGCUGGAGGUGGACGCGGAGAAGAAACUGUUGCGCGUGCAGGCGGGCGCGAGGGUGCGGGAAGUCGUCGAGGCGUUGCGUCCGCACGGGUUGACGCUGCAAAACUACGCGAGCAUUCGAGAACAACAGAUGGGUGGGUUCACGCAAGUCGGCGCGCACGGCACGGGGGCGAGGAUUCCGCCCGUGGAUGAAACGGUGGUGGAGAUGAAACUCGUGACGCCGGCGCGCGGAACGCUGACGUUGUCGGCGACGAGCGAGCCAGAGUUGUUUAAAUUAGCAAAAUGUGGUAUCGGCGCGCUCGGUGCGGUGACGGAGCUUACGAUAAAGUGCGUAGACGCGCAUAAAUUAGUGGAAAACACGUGGACGGCAACACCAGGGGAGAUCGAAAAGAAUCACGAAAAAUGGCUGCGCGAGUAUCAACACAUUCGGUACAUGUGGAUUCCACACACAGAGACCGUGGUGGUCGUCGCCAGUAAUCCGUUGAAACCUGGCGAGCGAGAGCCUUGGAUUAGAUCGGGAAUGUCGGAGAAGAAGCGCGUCGAACCGCUCGUGCGUUUGCUCAAAGAAGUCGCGCCAGACGUGAAUCCGGAGAACAUGGGCUUUGGACAACUUCGCGACGAACUGCUUAAGGUGAAUCCUUUAGACUUCGAGCACGUCAAGCGAGUGAACGCCGCGGAAGCAGAGUUUUGGAAGCGGAGCACGGGGACGCGAGUCGACUGGAGCGAUCAAAUACUCGGUUUUGAUUGCGGUGGACAGCAGCACGUGCUCGAAGUCGCGUUUCCGGCGGGCGAGUUGGAAUCGACACCGCCCGCGAGCGACGCACCGCUUCGCGCCGACUUGCGAUUCAUGCGCGAUCUCCGACGACUGAUCGUGGAGAAUCAAAUCCCUGCACAUGCGCCGAUCGAGCAACGUUGGACGAGCGGGAGCUCGUCGCCGAUGUCGCCCUCUGCCGGGUCGCCGAAUUCGCUUCACUCGUGGGUCGGCAUAAUCAUGUACCUCCCCACCACGGUUGAAGCCGAACGCGAAGCCAUCACCAAUGCUUUCACGGAGUACGGCUACAAAGAGUUCGACGCGCUCGGCGACAAGUACGAACUCCGCACACACUGGGCAAAGAUCGAGGUUCCCGAGGACAUUCGCCGACUCGAUAAGACGCGAACCAAGCUCCGCGAGCACUACCCGGUGAAGGAGUUCAACGCCGCCCGCAAGUACCUCGAUCCCUACGGCGUGUUUACGAACGGCAUCAUAGCCAGCCUGUUC